AGUAACCAUGUGGAUGUGCUGCUGAGGCGUUUCCUCUAGCUAGCUGGGGUGGGAGGCGAGGAGGAGGUGGAGGUGGUGGAGGAGGAGGAGGCAGGGGGUGGAGAGAGAAAGCGCACGCCGAGAGGAGGUGUGGGUGUUCCGCUUCCAUCCUAACGGAACGAGCUCCCUCUUCGCGGACAUGGGACUACCCAGAGGCUGCUAACCCCUCUCCUCGCCCUGCUCUCCCAAGCCGGCGUGGCUCCCCGGGCACCAAGGAGCUGACCACAGAGGAACAAUAUUCGCACCCCUGGCUGGGAGAGUUUUGGCAACAGCGUGCCUGACCUGGGUCAGGAUUCUCCAGAAAGACAUGUCUGACAAGAUGUCUAGUUUCCUACAUAUUGGAGACAUUUGUUCUCUGUACGCGGAGGGAUCGACAAAUGGAUUUAUUAGCACCUUGGGCCUGGUAGAUGAUCGCUGUGUUGUACAGCCAGAAGCCGGGGACCUUAACAAUCCACCUAAGAAAUUCAGAGACUGCCUCUUCAAGCUAUGUCCCAUGAAUCGCUACUCAGCCCAGAAGCAGUUUUGGAAAGCUGCAAAGCCAGGGGCCAACAGCACAACAGAUGCAGUGCUGCUCAACAAGCUACACCACGCUGCAGACUUGGAAAAGAAGCAGAAUGAGACAGAAAACAGGAAAUUGCUGGGGACUGUCAUUCAGUAUGGCAAUGUGAUCCAGCUCCUGCAUUUGAAAAGUAAUAAAUACCUAACUGUGAACAAGAGGCUUCCAGCGCUGCUGGAGAAGAAUGCCAUGAGAGUGACGUUGGACGAGGCUGGAAAUGAAGGGUCCUGGUUUUAUAUUCAGCCAUUCUACAAGCUGCGAUCCAUUGGAGACAGCGUGGUGAUAGGCGACAAGGUUGUUCUGAACCCCGUCAAUGCUGGCCAGCCCCUACAUGCCAGCAGCCACCAGCUGGUGGAUAACCCGGGCUGCAAUGAGGUCAAUUCCGUCAACUGCAAUACAAGCUGGAAAAUAGUCCUUUUCAUGAAAUGGAGUGAUAACAAAGAUGAUAUAUUAAAGGGGGGUGACGUGGUGAGGUUGUUCCAUGCCGAGCAGGAGAAGUUUCUCACCUGUGACGAGCACAGGAAGAAGCAGCAUGUCUUCCUGAGGACUACAGGCCGUCAGUCAGCCACAUCUGCCACCAGUUCCAAAGCCCUGUGGGAGGUGGAGGUUGUUCAGCAUGACCCUUGUCGGGGUGGAGCGGGGUAUUGGAACAGUCUCUUCCGUUUCAAGCAUCUGGCUACAGGACAUUACUUAGCAGCAGAGGUGGACCCUGAUCAGGAUGCAUCUCGAAGUAGGUUGCGGAAUGCCCAAGAAAAGAUGGUGUACUGCCUGGUCUCCGUGCCCGAAGGGAAUGACAUCUCCUCUAUUUUUGAGCUCGACCCCACCACACUACGUGGAGGUGAUAGCCUUGUCCCAAGGAACUCCUAUGUCCGUCUCAGACACCUAUGUACCAAUACCUGGGUUCACAGCACAAAUAUCCCCAUUGACAAGGAAGAAGAAAAACCUGUGAUGCUGAAAAUUGGCACCUCUCCUGUGAAGGAGGAUAAGGAAGCAUUUGCCAUAGUUCCAGUUUCUCCUGCUGAGGUUCGGGACCUAGAUUUUGCCAAUGAUGCCAGCAAGGUGCUAGGCUCUAUAGCUGGGAAGCUGGAGAAGGGCACCAUCACCCAGAAUGAAAGAAGGUCUGUAACCAAGCUGCUGGAAGACUUGGUUUACUUUGUCACUGGUGGAGCUAACUCUGGUCAAGAUGUGCUGGAAGUGGUUUUCUCCAAGCCCAACAGAGAGCGGCAAAAGCUGAUGAGAGAACAGAAUAUUCUCAAGCAGAUCUUCAAGUUGCUACAGGCUCCAUUCACAGACUGUGGAGAUGGCCCGAUGCUUCGACUAGAGGAGCUUGGGGACCAGAGGCACGCUCCUUUCCGCCAUAUUUGCCGGCUCUGUUACAGGGUCCUGAGACACUCACAGCAGGACUACAGGAAGAACCAGGAAUAUAUAGCCAAGCAGUUUGGCUUCAUGCAGAAACAGAUUGGCUAUGAUGUGUUGGCAGAAGACACCAUCACGGCCCUGCUCCACAAUAAUCGAAAACUCCUGGAAAAACACAUCACUGCGGCGGAGAUUGACACGUUUGUCAGUCUGGUGCGGAAGAACAGAGAGCCCAGAUUCUUAGAUUACCUCUCUGACCUCUGUGUCUCAAUGAACAAGUCGAUUCCGGUGACCCAGGAACUUAUAUGUAAAGCUGUGCUGAAUCCAACCAAUGCCGACAUCCUGAUAGAGACCAAGUUGGUUCUGUCUCGUUUUGAAUUUGAAGGUGUUUCUACUGGAGAGAAUGCUCUGGAGGCGGGAGAGGAUGAGGAGGAAGUGUGGCUGUUUUGGAGGGACAGCAACAAAGAGAUUCGCAGUAAGAGUGUCAGGGAACUGGCGCAGGACGCUAAAGAAGGGCAGAAGGAAGACCGAGAUGUUCUCAGCUACUACAGGUAUCAGCUGAACCUCUUUGCCAGGAUGUGUCUGGACCGCCAGUACCUGGCCAUCAACGAAAUAUCGGGCCAGCUGGAUGUGGAUCUCAUUCUCCGCUGCAUGUCUGACGAGAACCUGCCCUAUGACUUACGGGCGUCCUUCUGCCGACUCAUGCUUCAUAUGCAUGUGGACCGAGAUCCCCAGGAACAAGUCACUCCCGUGAAAUAUGCCCGCCUCUGGUCGGAGAUUCCCUCCGAGAUUGCCAUUGAUGACUAUGAUAGCAGUGGGACUUCCAAAGAUGAAAUCAAGGAGAGGUUCGCGCAGACCAUGGAAUUUGUGGAGGAAUAUUUAAGAGACGUGGUUUGCCAGAGGUUUCCUUUCUCUGAUAAGGAGAAAAAUAAGCUCACAUUUGAGGUUGUAAAUUUAGCUAGGAAUCUGAUAUACUUUGGUUUCUACAACUUCUCUGACCUUCUACGAUUAACCAAGAUCCUGCUGGCCAUAUUAGACUGUGUACAUGUGACGACCAUCUUCCCCAUUAGCAAGAUGGCUAAAGGAGAAGAGAGUAAAGGCAGUAAUGUGAUGAGGUCCAUCCAUGGGGUUGGAGAGCUGAUGACCCAGGUGGUGCUUCGGGGAGGAGGCUUCUUGCCCAUGGCACCCAUGGCUGCCGCCCCUGAAGGCAAUGUGAAGCAGGCAGAGCCAGAGAAGGAAGACAUCAUGGUCAUGGACACCAAGCUGAAGAUCAUUGAAAUACUCCAGUUUAUUUUGAAUGUGAGGUUGGAUUAUAGGAUCUCCUGCCUCCUGUGUAUAUUUAAGCGGGAGUUUGAUGAAAGCAAUUCCCAGACCUCAGAAACAUCCUCUGGAAGCAGCAGCCAAGAGGGGCCAAGUAAUGUACCAGGUGCUCUCGACUUUGAACACAUUGAAGAGCAAGCAGAAGGCAUCUUUGGAGGAAGUGAGGAGAACACCCCCUUGGACUUGGACGAUCACGGCGGCAGGACCUUCCUCCGAGUCUUGCUGCAUUUGACGAUGCACGACUACCCGCCCCUGGUGUCAGGGGCCCUGCAGCUGCUCUUCCGGCACUUCAGCCAGAGGCAGGAGGUGCUCCAGGCUUUCAAGCAGGUUCAACUGCUUGUUACCAGCCAAGAUGUGGACAAUUACAAACAGAUCAAACAAGACCUGGAUCAGCUGAGGUCCAUUGUGGAAAAGUCAGAGCUCUGGGUGUACAAAGGGCAGGGCCCUGACGAGGUGAUGAAUGGCGCAUCUGGUGGAAACGAACAUAAGAAAACAGAGCAGGGGAAUAACAAGUCUCAAAAGCAUGAAAGUACGAGCAGCUACAACUACCGGGUGGUAAAAGAGAUUUUGAUUCGACUUAGCAAACUCUGUGUCCAAGAGAGUGCCUCGGUCAGAAAGAGCAGGAAGCAGCAGCAGCGGCUGCUCCGAAACAUGGGCGCCCACGCUGUGGUGCUGGAGCUGCUGCAGAUCCCGUACGAGAAGGCUGAAGACACCAAGAUGCAGGAGAUAAUGAGGCUGGCUCAUGAAUUCUUGCAGAAUUUCUGCGCAGGCAACCAGCAGAAUCAAGCUCUGCUACACAAACACAUAAACCUGUUUCUCAACCCAGGGAUCCUGGAGGCGGUAACGAUGCAGCACAUUUUCAUGAACAAUUUCCAGCUUUGCAGUGAGAUCAACGAGAGAGUCGUUCAACACUUCGUUCACUGCAUUGAGACCCAUGGUCGAAACGUCCAAUACAUCAAGUUCUUGCAGACUAUUGUCAAGGCAGAAGGGAAAUUCAUUAAAAAGUGCCAAGACAUGGUCAUGGCUGAGCUGGUCAACUCAGGAGAGGAUGUCCUUGUGUUCUACAAUGACAGAGCCUCUUUCCAGACUCUGAUCCAGAUGAUGAGGUCAGAACGGGACCGCAUGGAUGAAAACAGCCCUCUCAUGUACCACAUCCACUUGGUGGAGCUCCUGGCCGUGUGCACAGAGGGCAAGAACGUGUACACUGAGAUCAAGUGCAACUCCCUGCUGCCGCUGGAUGACAUUGUCCGUGUGGUGACCCAUGAGGACUGCAUCCCGGAGGUUAAAAUUGCGUACAUAAACUUCCUGAACCACUGCUACGUGGACACUGAGGUGGAAAUGAAGGAGAUUUACACCAGCAAUCACAUGUGGAAGUUGUUCGAGAAUUUCCUUGUGGACAUCUGCAGGGCCUGUAACAACACAAGUGACAGGAAGCACGCGGACUCCAUUUUGGAGAAGUAUGUGACCGAAAUUGUCAUGAGUAUCGUUACUACCUUUUUCAGUUCUCCCUUCUCAGAUCAGAGUACAACUUUGCAGACUCGUCAGCCGGUCUUUGUGCAACUGCUGCAAGGCGUGUUCAGGGUUUACCACUGCAACUGGCUGAUGCCAAGCCAGAAAGCCUCCGUGGAGAGCUGUAUCCGGGUACUCUCGGAUGUAGCUAAGAGCCGGGCCAUUGCCAUCCCUGUGGACUUGGACAGCCAAGUCAACAACCUCUUUCUGAAGUCCCACAACAUUGUGCAGAAAACAGCCAUGAACUGGCGGCUGUCAGUCCGCAAUGCUGCUCGCAGAGACUCUGUCCUGGCUGCUUCCAGAGACUACCGAAACAUCAUUGAGCGAUUGCAGGAUAUCGUCUCUGCGCUGGAGGACCGGCUCAGGCCCCUCGUGCAAGCUGAGCUGUCUGUGCUUGUGGAUGUUCUCCAUCGACCUGAGCUGCUGUUCCCAGAGAACACAGACGCCCGAAGAAAAUGUGAAAGUGGGGGCUUCAUUUGCAAGUUAAUAAAGCACACUAAACAGCUACUAGAAGAGAAUGAGGAGAAACUUUGCAUUAAGGUGCUGCAGACCCUCAGAGAAAUGAUGACCAAAGAUAGAGGCUAUGGAGAAAAGCUGCCACAAGCUCCGGAAGCGGAGAACUCCACAGAGGAGCUUGAACCAAGUCCACCACUGAGGCAACUGGAAGACCAUAAAAGGGGUGAGGCGCUCAGGCAAAUUUUGGUCAACCGUUACUAUGGAAACGUCAGACCUUCUGGAAGAAGAGAGAGCCUUACCAGCUUUGGCAAUGGCCCGCUGUCACCAGGAGGACCCAGCAAACCUGGGGGAGGAGGGGGAGGAUCCGGGUCUGGCUCCGUGAGCAGGGGUGAAAUGAGCCUGGCCGAGGUUCAGUGCCACCUCGACAAGGAGGGGGCCUCCAAUCUGGUCAUCGACCUCAUAAUGAAUGCAUCCAGUGACCGAGUGUUUCAUGAAAGCAUUCUCCUGGCCAUUGCCCUCCUGGAAGGAGGCAACACCACCAUACAGGUAGGAAGGCAGCGUGCUGGCUUGGCAUCUCUGCCGAGUGGGAAGAGAAUCUGUUCUGGGCGCCAGAUACCUGGGUGGUGCCGAGACUCUUCUACAAGAGAGCGCUCAUCCCGAGAGCAUGAGAUUACCCAGGAUUCUACUGCUCCGAAAAAUGAAUUCUCCAAAGAGCCCUCCACGCAAAUAACCGAGGAGGUGCGUGAUCAGCUCCUGGAGGCCUCUGCUGCCACCAGGAAAGCCUUCACCACUUUCCGGAGGGAGGCCGACCCCGAUGACCACUACCAGUCAGGGGAGGGCACCCAGGCCACCACAGACAAGACUAAGGACGACCUGGAGAUGAGCGCUGUCAUCACCAUCAUGCAGCCCAUCCUCCGCUUCCUGCAGCUCCUGUGCGAAAACCAUAACCGAGACCUGCAGAACUUCCUUCGUUGCCAAAAUAACAAGACCAACUAUAACUUGGUAUGUGAGACCCUGCAGUUUCUGGACUGUAUUUGUGGAAGCACAACUGGAGGCCUUGGUCUUCUCGGACUGUAUAUAAAUGAAAAGAAUGUAGCACUGAUCAAUCAAACCCUGGAGAGUCUGACCGAGUACUGCCAAGGACCUUGCCAUGAGAACCAGAACUGCAUAGCCACCCAUGAAUCCAACGGCAUUGACAUCAUCACUGCCCUGAUCCUCAAUGACAUCAAUCCUUUGGGAAAGAAGAGGAUGGACCUCGUAUUAGAACUGAAGAACAAUGCUUCCAAGUUGCUCCUGGCCAUCAUGGAGAGUAGGCACGACAGUGAGAAUGCAGAAAGGAUCCUCUAUAACAUGAGGCCAAAGGAACUGGUGGAAGUGAUUAAGAAGGCCUACAUGCAGGGUGAAGUGGAAUUUGAGGAUGGAGAAAACGGCGAGGAUGGAGCUGCCUCCCCUCGGAACGUGGGGCACAACAUCUACAUAUUAGCUCAUCAGCUGGCUCGGCAUAACAAAGAACUCCAGACCAUGCUGAAGCCUGGCGGUCAAGUGGACGGAGACGAAGCUCUGGAAUUUUAUGCUAAGCACACGGCACAGAUAGAGAUUGUCCGAUUAGACAGAACAAUGGAGCAGAUCGUCUUCCCAGUACCCAGCAUAUGUGAAUUCCUAACCAAAGAGUCCAAGCUACGAAUAUACUACACUACAGAGAGGGACGAGCAGGGCAGCAAAAUCAAUGAUUUCUUCCUGCGGUCUGAAGACCUCUUCAACGAAAUGAAUUGGCAAAAGAAACUGAGAGCCCAGCCAGUUCUGUAUUGGUGUGCCCGCAACAUGUCCUUCUGGAGCAGCAUUUCCUUUAACCUGGCCGUCCUGAUGAAUUUGCUGGUGGCGUUUUUCUACCCAUUUAAAGGAGUCCGAGGAGGGACUCUGGAGCCACACUUGUCAGGCCUGCUGUGGACAGCCAUGCUUAUCUCCUUGGCCAUCGUGAUUGCUCUCCCCAAGCCCCACGGCAUCCGGGCAUUAAUUGCUUCCACAAUCCUCCGGUUGAUAUUUUCAGUUGGGUUACAACCCACAUUGUUUCUUCUGGGAGCUUUCAAUGUCUGCAAUAAAAUCAUUUUUCUGAUGAGCUUUGUGGGCAACUGUGGAACAUUCACCAGAGGCUACCGAGCCAUGGUCCUUGAUGUUGAGUUCCUUUAUCACUUGUUGUAUCUGCUGAUCUGCGCCAUGGGACUCUUUGUCCAUGAAUUCUUCUACAGUUUGCUGCUUUUUGAUUUAGUGUACAGAGAAGAGACUCUGCUUAAUGUCAUUAAAAGUGUCACUCGCAACGGACGGUCCAUUAUCCUGACAGCAGUUCUGGCUCUGAUCCUGGUUUACCUGUUCUCCAUAGUGGGCUACCUUUUCUUCAAGGAUGAUUUUAUCCUGGAAGUAGAUAGGUUGCCCAAUGAAACGGCUCUCCCAGAAGCCGGUGAGAGUUUGGCAAGCGAGUUCCUGUACUCGGAUGUGUGCAGGGUGGAAUCUGGAGAGAAUUGUUCCUCUCCUUCACUCAAAGAAGAGCUGGUCCCUGCGGAAGAACUGGAGCAAGAUAAGGAGCAUACAUGUGAGACGCUGCUGAUGUGCAUUGUUACUGUACUGAGUCACGGGCUGCGAAGCGGGGGCGGAGUAGGAGAUGUGCUCAGGAAGCCUUCCAAAGAGGAGCCCCUCUUUGCGGCUAGAGUGAUUUAUGACCUCUUGUUCUUCUUCAUGGUCAUCAUUAUCGUCCUGAAUCUGAUUUUUGGGGUCAUCAUUGACACCUUUGCAGACCUGAGGAGUGAGAAGCAGAAGAAGGAAGAAAUCUUAAAGACCACGUGCUUUAUCUGUGGCUUGGAAAGAGACAAAUUUGACAACAAGACUGUCACUUUCGAAGAGCACAUCAAGGAAGAACACAACAUGUGGCACUAUCUGUGCUUCAUCGUCCUGGUGAAAGUCAAGGACUCCACAGAAUACACGGGGCCCGAGAGUUAUGUGGCGGAAAUGAUCAAGGAACGAAACCUUGAUUGGUUCCCUAGGAUGAGAGCCAUGUCCUUGGUCAGCAGUGAUUCUGACGGAGAACAGAAUGAGCUGCGGAACCUGCAGGAGAAGCUGGAGUCCACCAUGAAGCUGGUCACUAAUCUUUCUGGCCAGCUGUCAGAAUUAAAGGAUCAGAUGACAGAACAAAGGAAGCAGAAACAAAGAAUCGGUCUUCUAGGACAUCCUCCUCACAUGAAUGUCAACCCGCAGCAACCAGCAUAAGUCAAUGAAGUAAAGCAGUUGUAUUUACCUUUUUUAAUUAUUAUUAGUGUGGGUAUGGCUAAUUAGUUCUGACUCACCCACUAAGGCUACAUUGAUGCUUAGUACAUUUGUAAAUACUCAGUUUUAUACUGUAUGUAUAUGAUUGCUACUCUAAAGGUUUGGAUAUACGUAUUGUAAUUAGAAUUGUCGGCACGAUGAGAUUUCAUUCCUGCCACAAAUAUUAAAAAUGCCUUUUUUGGAAGGACUAAAGAAAGCACCUGAUUUGCACUUGAACCAGAUUAUAGAUUUAAAAAGUAUAUGACAUGUAUUUUGUAUUUAAAACUAGAAUAGCCAGUAUUUGUUUUUUAUAAAACUGUGCAGUACGAAUUAUGCAAUCACAAUAAAUUUGUAACUCCUGAGGGUCCUAGAGGGAGUGCACACCUUUGAAGCUGGUGUGUUAAUACUGUGUAAUAAAUGGUCAAAUAGCAAAUAAUGCUGCUGCCAAGACUAUAUUCAUAGCGAGUUUCAGGCCCCUGGGCCGUUUGUACCAUGUAGUAAUUAUCCUGUGGUGAUGCUGUGUCCUGUUGCUAGUGGCAUUAGUGCCUCUGUCCCAGUGAUAAUGCUCCAAGUCUAUGAACUGUUCAGUCAGCAUUCAUUUUAAGAAAAGCAACUUUAGUUUCAAAGAGACUUUUAAGCUUCUAAAUUGAUCAUUUAAACUAAUUAUUUCUUUAAAUAAGCGAGCCAAAUUAGAGGCUCAGACUUUAGCUCGGGAAGAAGUUAAUGAAUUUUUUUAAAGGGAUCUUUUUAUGCAAAGUUGGGGAUAAAUGUCAUACCGCUGGCCAAUCAGUGUCAUCUCCCGGGUGAAUUUUGGCAUCAUGUUAUAAAGAAAUGAAUAGUCGAUGGUUUCUAGAUUAAUCCAAACAGUAGAGUUUUUUUUCCUUCAUCAGAACCAACAUGCUACCUUCGCUAAGAAGUAUUAAAACUAUAUACGUCCAUAUAAAGAUGACAUAUCCCAUUAGAAUUCACAGUUGAACACUGACAUGUUAUUCUUGUGAAAGAGCCACGUUUUGGUUUUAUUUCUUUGUCACAUGAUUUCUUGAUGGAUGAAAAGUGUGAGAGGAAACUUUUCUGUUGCCUAGUUUUGUACAUGGAUCUCAUUUUACAAGAGAAUUUCUCUGCAGAAAAAAAAGUUUACAAAUGUACUGAAAGCAGAGUUCUGAAAUGCGUACUUAAAGUUUGUAAAUGCAUACAUACAAAUAAAUAUUUAAUAAAUGAUGCAGAAUAAUAUACAGUGAUGGACUGCGGGUUUUUUGUUUAGCUAUUUCUUUGUGUCUUAACAGCUAUUCCAAUUACAUAUUUUCUUUAGGACCAAUUUAAAAUACAACUGGUUUGGUUACCAGAUUAAUUCAGAAGAUGCUUACCUGAUUAUAAAAAAGGAGCCCU
This is a messenger RNA of Trichechus manatus latirostris (Florida manatee), 9916 nucleotides long. RefSeq names its product inositol 1,4,5-trisphosphate receptor type 1 (gene ITPR1). The transcript is spliced from 59 exons. Gene Ontology annotation, biological process: calcium ion transmembrane transport. The record is from RefSeq and is a predicted model, not a curated record. NCBI's taxonomy places the organism in Eukaryota, Metazoa, Chordata, Mammalia, Sirenia, Trichechidae. Gene Ontology annotation, cellular component: membrane; endoplasmic reticulum. Bases 347 to 8494 code for a protein of 2715 amino acids. Gene Ontology annotation, molecular function: inositol 1,4,5 trisphosphate binding; inositol 1,4,5-trisphosphate-gated calcium channel activity.